This is a messenger RNA of Aspergillus welwitschiae, 855 nucleotides long. RefSeq lists its product as uncharacterized. Bases 194 to 493 code for a protein of 99 amino acids. The record is from RefSeq and is a predicted model, not a curated record. The transcript has a single exon. NCBI's taxonomy places the organism in Eukaryota, Fungi, Ascomycota, Eurotiomycetes, Eurotiales, Aspergillaceae.
GUAGUCACAAGUUUACAAUUCCAUAUCAUAAGACACACUAUUCGCUACAUUGCUUUUCUGACCAAUAUGCAUGGCUCACGCGACAUAGCUCAACAACAACUACAUCAAUGUCACCUAACAAUAACGAAACCCCCGAAAAUCGGCGUCCGGAAUUACCAAACAGGCACAAAGUACCAUGCUACAUACACAGUAGAUGAUCAUCAGUGAUCCAAGCGAGACGGACCAAUCGCUUAAACACACAGCACCAAUAACAUCUACUAGACAGAUGCUAGAUACUUCUCCUGUACCGCGCCUACUGCGAUCAUCACUACUUAGCCCUAUUAGGUCCAAUCGAGCGGGUAGUCCCGAACGCAAGUUUCUACACAGUAGUCUAUCACGUCGGAACUCGGAUGUUCGGGUUUUAAGGAGGCUAGCUUGUGAUUACUUCUCUCCUGUAGCCAAGUACUGCUUUGUUGAUCGUUGGUCAUUAGACCUUUCUUUGCACUGUCCCUGAACAUUUGAUCUAACCACAUAUCUUUGAAGUGGUCAAUACUGAUUUGGUUGUACUUAUCGUUCCUCUUCAUACGUAAGCAAGUGGUGAACUCAUUGAGUGAAGUCCUGAAAUGAGAUACUAUCCUGUAGAUACUAUACGGAGCUUACAUUGGUUAGGAGACAUACUCCAUCGAGCCUCAGAAAGGCUAACUGACACUCAGAUAUUAACUAGUGCUAACUAUAAUGUCCAUCCAUUAGACAACUCAUUAGUAAGUCAGUUGAUGCAUGUGCUAGCUAGCUACUUACCUAGCCAGCCUUACACCGAUAGCUCUAAGCCUUAUGGAAUCCCCUGUAUUGCUUUUCCCUUUUAUUUCCUAUUUCUUC